Alternaria arbusti is the source of this 222-nucleotide messenger RNA. RefSeq lists its product as uncharacterized. The transcript has 2 exons. The record is from RefSeq and is a predicted model, not a curated record. Bases 1 to 222 code for a protein of 73 amino acids. NCBI's taxonomy places the organism in Eukaryota, Fungi, Ascomycota, Dothideomycetes, Pleosporales, Pleosporaceae.
AUGUCGAAACCGUCCGGCUUAUUCACCUCCUAUACCGACGCCGCCAGCACCUACUGGCCGCCCGGCUGGAACUUCCAGCGGUAUGCCCACGCCACGCCCUCGGACAACCCCGCCCUGUCGGACGAGGAGCGCGCCAAGAUACAGGCCGGCCUAGACUACGGCCUUACUAUCCCUAUCGUCGCAAAUUGCCUCUCGCUCAUGAUAAUGCUGGAACUGUACUAG